This is a messenger RNA of Gastrolobium bilobum, 941 nucleotides long. RefSeq names its product nuclear transcription factor Y subunit B-1-like. The record is from RefSeq and is a predicted model, not a curated record. Gene Ontology annotation, biological process: regulation of transcription by RNA polymerase II. NCBI's taxonomy places the organism in Eukaryota, Viridiplantae, Streptophyta, Magnoliopsida, Fabales, Fabaceae. The transcript is spliced from 7 exons. The coding region runs from base 246 to 761 and encodes 171 amino acids. Gene Ontology annotation, molecular function: RNA polymerase II cis-regulatory region sequence-specific DNA binding; protein heterodimerization activity; DNA-binding transcription activator activity, RNA polymerase II-specific. Gene Ontology annotation, cellular component: CCAAT-binding factor complex; nucleus.
AAUAAAAUAAAUAGAGAUGAAAGAAAGAGAAAGAGAAAAAGAGAAGGUUAAGGAAAGGGAGGAAAGAAGGGUUGCGUAAUAAAAGAAAACGGACGGUGGUGAUAGGCUUUAUUGUCUCAUCUCAAUCGUCUCCUCCUUGCUUUCUUCUCCAGCGUCCGAUUCUCUUCCAUUCUCACCGAUCUCAUCUUAAACUCGCGCCAAAUACAAAACUAAUCACAGCCCCCCAGAUUAGGGUUCCGGCGACUAUGGCCGACGGUCCGGCUAGCCCAGGCGGCGGCAGUCACGAGAGUGGCGAGCACAGCCCUCGCUCUAACAUCCGAGAGCAGGAUAGGUACCUUCCCAUCGCAAAUAUCAGUCGCAUCAUGAAGAAGGCGCUUCCUGCUAAUGGGAAAAUCGCCAAGGAUGCCAAAGAGACCGUUCAGGAAUGCGUAUCCGAGUUCAUUAGCUUCAUCACCAGCGAGGCCUCCGAUAAGUGUCAGAGGGAGAAGAGGAAGACCAUUAAUGGUGACGACUUGCUCUGGGCGAUGGCCACUCUCGGUUUCGAGGAUUAUAUUGAUCCUCUCAAGAUUUACCUCGCCAGAUACAGAGAGAUGGAGGGUGAUACCAAAGGUUCGGCCAAGGGUGGAGACGGAUCUGCUAAGAAAGAUGUUCAACCUAGUCCUAAUACUCAGCUUGCACAUCAAGGUUCUUUUUCACAAAGUGUUAGCUACACAAAUUCUCAGGGUCAACAUAUGAUGGUUCCUAUGCAAGGCCCAGAGUAGGUAUUUAAGUCCUCCAGUUGCGGUAACGUGUGUUUUCAAUGCCCGGUGGAGCUUUAGUAGGUGCUCUCGGCAUAUUGAAUGUAUUUUAUGUUAUGUGAAUACUGACAUAGGAGACGUUCGUUCUUGUGUCUGGAUAUUUCUUUUUUAAAUUAAGGUUUGUAUAUUUUCUUUGGAGUAGAA